GAAAACGACCAGGAAAAGGCGCAUGCGUGAAGAAGGGAACGAUGGUGGACAGGUAGGCAACGCAUCAAGCUUGAUGAUAUCUAUCGACGAGCGAUCGAUUUCCAACAGUUCACUAGAACUAAUAGAUCGUAUAUCACUUAUUUGCAGCUACUAGCAUUGUAGCUAGCUUCCGUAGAACGAAGCCCUGGAACAUACAAAAAUGCCGAACAUUAAGAUAUUCAGCGGUAGCUCGCAUCGGGAACUGUCUCACAAAAUUGCUGACCGUCUUGGGAUGGAACUCGGGAAGGUUGUCACCAAGAAAUUCAGCAAUCAAGAAACAUGUGUUGAGAUCGGGGAGAGUGUCCGUGGAGAGGAUGUCUACAUCGUACAGAGCGGCUGUGGGGAGAUCAAUGAUAAUCUGAUGGAGCUGCUGAUUAUGAUCAAUGCGUGUAAGAUCGCCUCGGCCUCCCGGGUCACAGCCGUCAUCCCCUGCUUCCCCUACGCACGGCAGGACAAGAAGGACAAGAGUCGAGCGCCCAUCUCAGCCAAGCUGGUGGCUAACAUGCUGUCUGUGUCUGGGGCUGAUCACAUCAUCACUAUGGACCUCCACGCCUCACAGAUCCAGGGUUUCUUCGACAUCCCGGUGGAUAACCUGUAUGCUGAGCCUGCUGUACUGAAGUGGAUCAAGGAGAACAUCGCAGAGUGGAAGACCUGCACCAUCGUCUCUCCAGACGCAGGGGGAGCCAAGAGAGUGACUUCCAUAGCGGACAGGCUCAAUGUGGACUUUGCUCUGAUCCACAAAGAGAGAAAGAAGGCCAAUGAGGUGGAUCGCAUGGUGCUGGUCGGGGACGUCACGGACCGGGUGGCCAUCUUGGUGGAUGACAUGGCAGACACCUGUGGUACUAUCUGUCACGCGGCCGACAAGCUGAUCUCAGCUGGUGCUACCAAGGUGUAUGCCAUCCUGACCCACGGUAUCUUCUCUGGCCCGGCCAUCUCCCGGAUCAACAACGCCUGCUUCGAGGCCGUGGUCGUCACCAACACUAUCCCUCAGGAGGAGAAGAUGAAGACCUGUCCUAAGAUACAGGUGAUUGACAUCUCUAUGAUCUUGGCAGAGGCCAUCCGCAGGACCCACAACGGAGAAUCUGUCUCCUACCUCUUCAGCCACGUUCCCUUGUAACAUCACACACACACUGAGUCACCUGGGGGCACUGUUCAGUAGGGGACAACAGAACAUUCAGAACAGACACGGCCAUAUCUCAUGCCGAAUAGGGACUUUGGGGAACAGAUAUGAUUGUCUUUCAGGUAGACUAAGGAAAGCAGAGUAGGCUCUUCAGUUCUAUGCCCAGUAUUCUGGAAUGUUUCUCAUCAGUGAAUAGAAUCCAGCACUACUAUUCUGUUACACCAGAAAGAGGAGAGGGAAUGUCCUAUACAAACACCAGUGUUGGGCUCGAUUCCAUUUCAAUUCCAGUCGAUUCAAGAAGUACACUGACUAGAGGUCGACUGAUUAUGAUUUUUCAACGCCGAUACCGAUUAUUGGAGGACCAAAAAAGCCGAUAAUCGGCCGAUUUUAUUAGGGGGAAAAAAUGUUUUAUGUAUCUAUAUAUAUAUAUCACACACACACAUUUUUGUAAUAAUGACAAUUGCAACAAUACUGAAGGAACACUUUUAUUUUAACUUGAGGCGGUUUAAGCCUGCACGAAACAAUGACCUUAUUUGAAGUAGAUCAAGACAUUCUCUAUGGAAGACUUGAAGGGUAAAAUAACGAAGGAACCCCUUUCAAGUUCAGCCGCAAGUUAUUACAGGAAUUAUAACGCCUCGACUAUUUCUCUAAACUAUAUACCUUUGACUAAUCCGGAAACUAUCACCUCGAAAACAAAACAUUUAUUCCGUUCUGUAUUUUAUCUAACGCGUGGCAUCCAUGAGUCUAAAUAUUCCUGUUACAUUGCACAACCUUCAAUGUUGUCAUAAUUACGUACAAUUCUGGCAAUUUAGUUGGCAAAGAGCCGUGCGGCCCAAACUGUUGCAUAUAACCUGACUGCGUGCAAUGAACGAAAGAGAAAUGGCACAAUUUCACCUGGUUAAUAUUGCUUGUUAACCUGGAUUUCUUUUAGCUAAAUAUGCAGGUUUAAAAAUAUAUACUUGUGUAUUGAUUUUAAGAAGGGCAUUGAUGUUUAUGGUUAAGUACACUUUGGAGCAAUGACAAUCAUUGAUUGUUUUUUAUAAGAUAAGUUUAAUGCUAGCUAGCAACUUACCUUAGCUUACUGCAUUCGCUAACAGGCAGGCUCUUCGUGGAGUGCAAUGUAAUCAGGUGUUAGAGCAUUGGACUAGUUAACUGUAAGGUUGCAAGAUUGGAUCGCCCGAGCUGACAAGGUUAAAAAUCUGUCGUUCUGCCUCCUAGGCCGUCAUUGAAAAUAAGAAUGUGUUCUUAACAGACUUGCCUAUUUAAAUAAAGAUUAAAUAAAGGUGUAAAAAAAUAAAUCAUAAUAAUCGGCAAAUCGGCGCCCAAAGAUAUCGAUUUCCGAUUGCUAUGAAAACUUGAAAUCGGCCCCGAUUUAUCGGCCAUUCCAAUUAAUCGGUCGACCUCUAAUACUGACAUUCCAAUUAUUUUCAAUCAGGAAAUUUUGGAUUUGGAAUUAGGUUUACUUUCUGAAUUGAGGUUUAAAUUGAAUUGACCCCAACUGGGAGAAACACCCCCAUUUAUAUUAGCAUCGCUCUGCUGCUAUUGCUAACUAACCACAUAAUAAUUAGGAUGAAUGUUUAUUAAUAAUGAUGACAUGUUCAUUUCGAGUCCCUCUCUCACCCGUAAACAUUGUUUGCAUCCCAAAUGGAACCUUUUUCCUACAUAGUGAACUUCUUUUGACUUGUGCCCUAUGGGCCCUGGUCAAAAGUAGUGCACUGCAUGGGGAAUAGGGUGCCAUAUGGGACAUGUCUAUCAGGGACAAAAGAGGUCAGUGUUGAUUAUUUAUUGUGAGUGGUUGAACUCACCUAAUGCCAACAGUUGUUCAUAAUAAUGCUGUUACAAUACUUCUGUUACAAAAAGAGGGCGAGAGACAGUUGGAUGCUGACUGACUUCAGGUAUUUUAUUAUUUUGUUUUUCUUUUUGAUUCGGUUGAAAGAUGAGACUCAUAAUGUGUUAAGUGAAUGAGUUAUAGUUGACAGUGCCACUGAUGUUCAUCUGGGUGAUUCAUAAGUCUUUUUAAAGGGGCAAUCUAGGAUCGGUACUUCUAAUUUUUGGACAUAAUGGUAAAUAGCCCACUGAUUCUUGAAGAUUUUAACUUAUAAAUGCCUCCUCCAUGAUCUUCAUGAUCUGCAUCCCUAGCUCUGUCUGGGAAUUUGAGAGUGGGCACAUAACUCCAAACCCAUCCCUCACCUGUUGACCUAAACAAGUAUGGGGGCUUUUCUAAUUGCGGAUUGCCCCUCUUAAGACUAUUGGGAAUCGUUCUUUCAGUGGGUGCAGAGGAGGCAGGUUUUGCUCUUCGAGGUUGCUGUCUAGAAGCUGUUGGUUUUUAGCUCUGCAGGAUGGAACUUCCUAGAAAAGUCUCUGCUAUUUUUAUUUACUUAAUUUCUUUCAAUAACAUUUGUAUAAUAAACUCUUGAAAGAGUG
Oncorhynchus keta (chum salmon) is the source of this 3583-nucleotide messenger RNA. RefSeq names its product ribose-phosphate pyrophosphokinase 1-like. Gene Ontology annotation, cellular component: ribose phosphate diphosphokinase complex; cytoplasm. Gene Ontology annotation, biological process: purine nucleotide biosynthetic process; 5-phosphoribose 1-diphosphate biosynthetic process; ribonucleoside monophosphate biosynthetic process. Bases 200 to 1156 code for a protein of 318 amino acids. The record is from RefSeq and is a predicted model, not a curated record. Lineage: Eukaryota; Metazoa; Chordata; Actinopteri; Salmoniformes; Salmonidae. Gene Ontology annotation, molecular function: ATP binding; ribose phosphate diphosphokinase activity; magnesium ion binding. The transcript has 7 exons.